Messenger RNA from Schistocerca cancellata (South American locust), 1557 nucleotides. Its product is annotated as protein gooseberry-like. The transcript has 8 exons. Lineage: Eukaryota; Metazoa; Arthropoda; Insecta; Orthoptera; Acrididae. Gene Ontology annotation, biological process: regulation of transcription by RNA polymerase II; anatomical structure development. The record is from RefSeq and is a predicted model, not a curated record. Gene Ontology annotation, molecular function: DNA-binding transcription factor activity, RNA polymerase II-specific; RNA polymerase II cis-regulatory region sequence-specific DNA binding. Bases 67 to 1557 code for a protein of 496 amino acids.
GGACGUAGCAAGGGCGGCGACCUCGACACCUCAGCUGCUGGCACGCACUACUCACAGCACGACCACAUGGCGGUUUCCACCCUCAACAUGGCACCCUACUUUACGGGAUACCCUUUUCAAGGACAGGGCCGCGUGAACCAGCUCGGAGGGGUGUUCAUCAACGGGCGGCCGCUGCCCAAUCACAUUCGGCUGAAGAUCGUCGAGAUGGCGGCGGCCGGCGUGCGACCGUGCGUCAUCUCCCGCCAGCUGCGAGUGUCGCACGGCUGCGUCUCCAAGAUCCUCAACCGCUACCAGGAGACCGGCUCCAUACGGCCCGGCGUCAUCGGCGGCUCCAAGCCGCGCGUCGCCACGCCCGAGGUGGAGGCGCGCAUCGACGACUACAAGAAGGCCAACCCGGGUAUCUUCAGCUGGGAGAUCCGCGACCGCCUCAUCAAGGUAGGCGACCCACAGGACGGCGUGUGCGACAAGAACAGCGUGCCCUCCGUGUCGUCCAUCAGCCGGCUGCUGCGCGGCGGUCGCCGCGACGACGCCGACCUCCGCAAGAACCACUCCAUAGACGGCAUCCUCGGUCCGAGCAGCGCCGACGAGUCGGACACGGAGUCCGAGCCAGGCAUCCCACUGAAGCGCAAGCAACGGCGGUCUAGGACGACGUUCUCUGGAGAUCAGCUCGAGACGCUGGAGCGCGCCUUCCAGCGCACGCAGUACCCGGAUGUUUACACCCGCGAGGAGCUCGCCCAGAAGACGAAGCUGACAGAGGCUCGGGUGCAGGUGUGGUUCAGCAACAGGAGAGCACGCCUUCGCAAACAGCUGAACAGCCAGCAGCUCAACGCCUUCAACUCCAUGUCGCUACAACCGGCAUUCCCCACGCAGUAUGAUCCUACAGCCAACUUCAAUGCACAGGGGCACGCUAGCUCGUGGGCGCAGUCGGGCUACCCCACGGCGUACAACGCGGCAGCAGCCGCCGGCUACGGCGCAGCGGCAGCGGCCGAGGCGGCUGCGGCGGCGGCUGUCGCCGGGGGCGGCGUGGGCGGCGGCGUCGGCGUGGGCGGCGUGGCGCAGGCGGCGGGCGGCGGCGCCGCGGUGGCGCAGUUCGGCGGCUACCCAGGCGCCGGGAGCGGCGCCGCGGCGCAGCACUGCCAGGCGUCGCCCUGGACGCGGCCGCACCCCCAGCACCCGCAGCCCGUGCAGACCAAGCAGGAGGUGUCGGCCGCCGCCGCCGCCGCCGCCGCCUGCUGGCCCGACAACUACAGCAGGCCGCCGCCUCCUCGCAGCGGCGCACAGCACACUCGCCGCGGCGCAGCGCAGCGCGGCCACUGUAAUCGCACGGCGGCCGACAACCGGUGCUUAAGCCCGGUAGUGGCGGCCGGGCGCGCUCACUACCGGCGCUACCUAAUCACCAGACAUGUUUAUACGUGCGCCGCGCCCGCCCAGGGCCGCCGCCUGGGGCCGGGUCCUCAGCCGCAGAAGUGGAACAAAGGCGCGCCGCCCGCCGACAAUGACCACCGCCGAGUGCCGACUUCUGAGCGACGAGCGCCUUCCCACGGCCGCCCCUGCUGA